Messenger RNA from Saccostrea cuccullata (small rock oyster), 2644 nucleotides. Its product is annotated as regucalcin-like. Gene Ontology annotation, molecular function: gluconolactonase activity; calcium ion binding. The transcript has 5 exons. Gene Ontology annotation, biological process: L-ascorbic acid biosynthetic process. The record is from RefSeq and is a predicted model, not a curated record. NCBI's taxonomy places the organism in Eukaryota, Metazoa, Mollusca, Bivalvia, Ostreida, Ostreidae. The coding region runs from base 577 to 1440 and encodes 287 amino acids.
CGCAGUCUUUUAGAUUGCAUUUAUUUUUCGAUAUUCUCUCCACCUGCAAAGAGAUAAUCUUUAUUCAGAUAAAGAGGAGAACAAACAUUUACAUGUGAAAAAGUAUUAACCUUUUCUCCAGCUGCGCAUUUUACGUGAUUUAGCAGACCAUUUGACAAAGUAUUAUCAUUUCUAACUAUCUAAGGAGAAUCGAAGCUAGGCAUAAUACAUAUACCAUUUUGUAGGGAAUGUUUUAGAGAUAUUUGACAUGACUAUUCAUAAGCCCAACGAAUAAUCUUAUUAGUAGAAAUGGAGGUCAAAUGGCAAUUGAGUGCAAAAUUUUAUCGCAUUUUUGAUACUUUUUAAUCUUCAAGCUUGAUGUAUGUUGAAAUAAGAAAUUUGAAAUAUACUCAGUUAAGACAUGAACUUUUAGAUAGUUUAAAAGAAGAUAAAUUUCCAAAAAGAUGAUAUAUAGUUUACCUUUAUGCUAUCAAAAAAUAGAUACGGAGAUUUUAUUUGCGUGAAGUCGUGUUUUACUUGUAACGAGCCCGCGGUCAAAUUGACCGGUACGCAAGUGAAGGGGUUAAAGAGUUCAAAAUGGCCGUUGAAUGUGUGAUAAAAAAUGCAACGAAAACAAUUGGGGAAGGCCCCCAUUGGGAUGAAUUGACAAGUACACUUCUCUAUUUGGAUAUACAUGAAAACAGUAUCCAUAGAUUAAAUCCAGAGACAAAUGUUGCUGAUAAAAUAAAACUAGAGGACACUGUAGGAUUUGUGGUACCUGCCAGAAAAGGUGGAUUGAUUGCUGGCGUUGGUUGUUUUUUGGUACACGUGAACUGGGACACAAAGAAAGUGACGAAACUACACGAGGUGGAUAAAGAGACACGCUUUAAUGAUGGAAAAUGUAAUCCGAAAGGAAGAGUCUGGACUGGAACAUAUGGAGCAAUUGAUCCUGACGUCGAGAAUAUGCCUAAAAUUGGUAGUCUAUAUUGUCUUGACUUGGACGGCAAUUAUAAUAUUAAUCAGUUCUCCUAUCAAAAUGACGGCUAUUGGGGCUUGUCGCUUUACAUGCUUUUAAAUCUGCGAUUUCUUUUUGUAGCUAAUCAGAAAGUGAUUGUAGACAACGCUGGAAAACCAUUGCCAGACUUCGGUUUUCCUGACGGAAUGACCAUUGAUACAGAGGGUAAACUAUGGGUAGCAUGCUUCCUUGCCAGUAAAGUUGUUCGAUAUGACCCACAGACAGGUCAACAACUACAUACUGUCAAAUUUCCUGCUCUACGAAUAACGUCAUGUUGUUUCGGCGGGAAGAAUUUGGAUGAACUUUACGUCACAUGUUCCGCUCACGAGGUCUCCGAGGAAGAGUUUCAGAAAUACCCAUUAACCGGUUCUGUUUUCAAAGUUAAAGGCCUUGGUGUGAAAGGUUCUAAGGCACAGAUUUAUGAAGGAGAAAUCAAAGAGGGUUAAAAAGAGUAAAAGAUAGACUUUUCAUACAGAGUUGAAAAAAGGAAUAUACUUGUACUUUUUUGCUUUUAUUGAAUGUUUAUAAAUAAGAAUUUCUAACUGAUUAUAAGAUUUUGCUAUUGGAUUCAUUUCGGAUCUCCUAGAGCAAAACAUGAACUUUGCUAUUAUUAUCAUAUUGAAGGUUGGCGUAUUUUAUUUAGUUAGCUUAGUAUUCGCAGUACCUCUAAGUUUAGUUAUACCAGUUAUUAUCUGCAAAACAACAAGACCAAUUUUAAUUCACAUGCUUUUUCGGUUAUCCAGCUAAUAGUUACUUUGAAGUUAGAAUCAUACCUAUAAUACCCGGUAUUAUUUUCAUGUCCUCCGUAAGCCAUUAAAUGGUAACUCCAGAUUUUUUUCAGUUUUCUGCAUAAAAAGAACAAGAUAGGCUAUGACCCGUUUUUGACCCUUAUUUUGAGUGUUUUUCAGAAUGAUAAAACAGUUUAUCCAUAAAACGUGUUGUCACCCCUGCCACAAAAUGACCUUUUGUUCUAAGUUUUUAAAUCUUCAGGGGUGACAGAGAGGACAGAAAAUACUGUAGUACAAUGUAGGUCAAUUUAGAAUUUUCUCAUUUUAAUGCAAAUUUUCAUCGAUUUUACAGCACAUUUUGUUUCGGAAUACAGAUCACAAGCUUGUCUAUCUAUCAAAUUUAUAAAUCUUAUAAACUUGUAUCAGAUGCAGUUUAUUUGUAAAAUCUCAGAUAGGCAAGCUUUUGGUCUAUGUUUUCCGAGAUGAGAAAAGUAUCUCAAAUAUGAUGAAAUUUCCACAGGAUUGAGAAAUUUCGGGAAAAUGUCCAACUUCUGCACCCUCUAGUAGCUUCCAUGUAAGCUUUGAUUCCAAAUAAGGGCUGGUUUUAAAGCAAGCAUCAUUUGAUAAGUUCUUAACUUCAAACUAUCAAAAUUUACCAGCGUUCUGAAUUUUACAUCAAAUAUGGGGCCAGAUUUGGUCGUUACCUUACCUUGUCCUCUAUCUUGCUUUUGAAUCUGAUUCUAAUGUUACAAUACAAUAUUUAUAGUAAUUUGCUAUCUCUGUACAAUUUAUUAAACACAUCUUGCAUGCUAUAUCCUUAGAUACCAGAAUCCACGUAAUUCUUAGCGAUUCUCGUGUAUUUUACAUGUAGUUUGAGAAAAAGUUUUCCUUUCAUCUCGUAUAGUCUUUUCUGGGUGACAGU